Messenger RNA from Echinococcus granulosus, 4551 nucleotides. Its product is annotated as Serine/threonine-protein kinase SIK3. Gene Ontology annotation, molecular function: ATP binding; protein serine/threonine kinase activity; tau-protein kinase activity. Bases 1 to 4551 code for a protein of 1516 amino acids. Gene Ontology annotation, biological process: microtubule cytoskeleton organization; intracellular signal transduction; protein phosphorylation. NCBI's taxonomy places the organism in Eukaryota, Metazoa, Platyhelminthes, Cestoda, Cyclophyllidea, Taeniidae. The record is from RefSeq and is a predicted model, not a curated record. Gene Ontology annotation, cellular component: cytoplasm. The transcript is spliced from 20 exons.
AUGCAUUCCGGAGAUACACCAAGGCGUCAUCUUCUUCGUCAAGAGGAGCAGCAAGAGGAGAGUCCUGCCCCCUCCAGCAGUAACCCACAGAGACAGGAAGUUGAAGGAGUAUUGGAAUUGCAAUCCAAUUUUACUACCAACGCCACAGAUAAUCAUCGACCUCAAACAAUGACUUCAGGCAGUUCUACGACCACAUCAGCUACUAAUACAACCACUUCUUCUUCCUCUUCUUCGUCUACCUCCACAUAUAAAACCUGUGGAAUUCGACUGAAGCAUAGUCGGGUUGCCCCCCUUGGUGGAGGUUCGACUACCUCAUCUUCCACUGAGGACUCGGAGGCCAGAGAGCGGCGCUUUGGGUCUAUCGAUUUGCAACACCCUCUGCCGUUGAAUACUGCGACUAGUGGGGCGACAGGACAAGAAAUGGUUAAGAGGCAGUUGACAAUUGAUGCACAUUUGAAGCAGGCAUUGCUUGCGGAUUUCAACCUUCCAAGCCUCUUCCAUUCCCCUGCUGUGCUGUCUACCUACUUUCCUCGUCUCCUUCCGACGCGUUCCACGGACUCCCUCCAUCCACCCAACCGUUUCAUCGACCCUCUCACCACAAGUACCACCGUCGGUCCUUAUCAUAUGAGACGUCUUUUGGGACGAGGCAAUUUUGCAGUUGUCAAGUUGGCCACACACACACAAUUAAAUGUUCCAGUUGCGGUGAAGAUCAUCAAUAAGGAAUUGGUUGGUGGUCAGAAUCUAACCAAAAUAGCGCGCGAGUUGGAGGCAAUGAAGCGGUGCUACAGGCAUCCAAAUAUUAUCCGUCUCUACCACAUCAUGGAGACUGAUGCUAACAUUUACAUGGUGAUGGAGUAUGCUAGUCGUGGGGAGGUUUUCGACUUUGGCUUCUGUAACUUCUUUACGCCCGAGCAUCUCCUGACAACACACUGUGGCAGUCCACAAUACGCCGCCCCAGAGCUCUUCAAGGGCGAAUCCUACGACGGUCCAUUGGUAGACGUUUGGAGUCUCGGCGUAAUUCUCUACAUCCUCGUUUGCGGUUCCUUUCCUUUUCCUGGUGAAUCUCUCGGCGACAUUCGAAGCCAAGUUCUUCGUGGUCUUGUCCGGUUUCCCUUCUUCCUCUCCUCUGCCUGCGAACAAGUCAUUCGUGGAAUGCUACAAGUGGAACCAUCAAAACGUCUCCGACUUGCGCAAGUCACCACCACGCCAUGGAUGCAAGCUUCACCCAACCUUGCGCACUACACAGGUCUCCUGGCCCAGUACACCUCUAAAGCGCGCCAGCAACAAGCGGAUCUGCUUCUUCAACAACAGUUUCCUGAGCACAGUUCGGUGGUUUCUACCACGCGAUACCAAAGGCGAAUGGAUAGUUUGGACGGGGGUUUGGUUAGAGCUCUUGCUCUAGCCACUGGGGCAAAUGAAGAGGAGAUUCGACGAUCUACAGCACAACGAUGUUUCGACAGAUUGCAUGCAGGGUACGCGUUGCUGGUGGAUAAGAUGAUGAGAUUCAUUGCAAAUCCAAGACUCCGAGAGGUGGUAGAGACGUGGAUAAGGAGCAGUGCAGUUGUUACGACGAUGACUGUGUCGACGACGGUAGCACCCGUUUCUCCGACGCCCACAGGGGUGGAAGAGGCCUCAGCAACUGUGCCUUCGUCCACAGCGAAAUUGACUAGUUGGAGAGAGGUGGCGGAGGAAGAUGAGGAGGAGGAGGAAGAUACCACAGCAUCGCCUGAGGUUCAACAGAAGUCAAAGUUUGAUGAGGACGAGGAUGUCUCAAUUACAGCUUCUGCAGUUCAAAAUCUCUCGGUCAGUAAAAGUCGGGCACUAGACAAUGUGGAAGUUGGUGAGGGCGACAAAAGUGUCCACGGAAGUGUGGAGUCUGCUCCAAUCUCGCCCGCGUCGACAUCGGAUUUGCUCAACUCAUGGGUGGAUGAUUUUCGGGCCAGAAGGACGGAUGUACGAAUUGCACUUUCCAUUCUGCAGGUAGGAGCCUCCGUCGUUGUAGCCUGCUUGGGGAAGCACUUGCAAAAGACGACUGACGAGACUCAACUUUUGGAGGAGAUCUCGGACAUGGAACCCGACUCCACCUCGAAGAAUAUUCGACGUCACACAAUCCAGCUUCCAGGUCCAGUAAUUUUACACCACCUUCCUGACGACUUGCAGACACGGAACGUGGAUCAACAGCUAAAAGGUGACCAUCAGCAACAGGAGGAGGGGGGAGUAAAUCCAAAUUUAACGGCCGGGGGAGGAGGGGAGGUGGGAACUGCAAUGGGAGCCAAAAAAGGCUCGGUUGGAGGGCGGUUUCCCCGACAGACGACACAACCGGAACUUGGGUCCCGGAAGCCGGGGCUUCAACGUGAAGCCCCGGGAAAUAUGGUCGGUGAGAGCAAUUUUCACUGGUUGCCUCUGGUUAGCGUCUCCGAGGCAACUGCCAAAUUCAAUAUCACCGAUGUGAAGGAGCUCUCUCUUGACCUGGGUCAGGAGGCGGCGAAUACCCAACCGCCUCCACGAACGUCACCACUACCGACGAACUUUGAGGAGUUGACGGAACCGCCAAGACAGUCACCAAGUCUGCAAAUCAACCUUACCGCUGAUCACCCUUCUGCUGAUAUAUCCAAGAUCUCAUUGUCGACAGCGCAGUUUGGUCCAAAAAUGCUGGGUGAAGGCUUCAACGUCAGUGAAACGUGCUGGGAUAACUUGCCGCAUUGUUCCACGAGAGAACCACUGCCACAACUUGACCUGCCAGCCUGUAUUCCUUCGAUGAGCCAUCAGCCAGUUGCCCUAUUCACUUUUAAAGAUCCUAAUCUCCUUGCUCCGCCGGAGUUUAUGACUCCAUAUUCUUCCAGUUUUCCUCGACGUUCUUCCGAUGGUGCCGCGGACAUGCCAACGCUGCACAGACCCUACCCCCUCUUCGGUGGAAGCUAUCCAGAACAGGCGAAUUAUAGAACAGAAUCUGCUUGUGCUACUCAAAUGCCAUCUGAACCUCCUGAAGGUCAUAUGACUGAUGAAUCUACUGAACCAAUGAAUUUAGAGCACAUUGAAAUUGAGCCUUCGGAGUUGACCAAUCAACAAGCGAGAUCGUGUGUGGCCCGUCAGGAUACUCUUACCACUGGUAUGCGGGUGAUUCCGGCGCAGAAAAGGUUUUCACUGCCUUUGAGACCAGCUCCUUCGCUUGUAGAGCAUUUUUCAGUUGACAAAGAAAUGGGAAAAAAUUACGUUUGUUGUUGCGAUCAGUUGGUCAACAACUUUCUGGCCGAAAAUCAAGGAAAAGUCAGCCUAGAAGCAAUCAACGCUUUCAAGAUUUCUCUCCUUCAACAGGGCUCUGUCGGCCCCCUAGGCGUCUCAGAAGGAACUGAAAAUCAUGGUCUAGGAGCUCAUAAGAGCAUAACUAUGCGCCGGGGGUCAGAGGCCACCCAAAUGCGCAUUUGGAACCAGCGUAUUGCUCAGCUCUACGGAACGUCGUACACCCCACUGCGUCGUAAUGCAUUUUCGCGAUGGUUGAGCUACGAAACAAGGGACCAACUGGAGGCGCUUUCACAAGUUAAGCGUCAGGAAUUGCGUGCAAGUGCAAGUGCCAACGUUCCAAAAGCCGUCCAAUUAGAACGGUCUGUUGAAACCCAACGCGCAGGCAGUGUUCCUUUUGCCCAUCGUCAUCAAAAAUCCCCCAAACGUAUUGCAAUUUGCCGCGUCGAUAGCCAACAUUCUCUUGCAAUGGCAGAGUCCUCUGAAAGCCCAGAUCUUGGUGCCUCUGUGUUGAAGAGAGCUGGGAGGGAGGGCGAUGCAUUUAGGGGCUUCCGCCCGCAUUCCUCGUGGAAUGAAAAACUGACCGCCGGCAAUCGUAGACGACAAACACUACCAAGAAGCAAAUCUCAAGUCUCCUGGACUGAUGUUAAGCGAUGCGAUUCCAUUGGCCUGAGGAAUACCCUUGUGGACCCCGCAGCAAGCGAAAGCCUUCUUAACGGAAAAGCCAUGACAGAAUCGAAGGUCCCUGACGGGAACUAUCAAAAGAAAGCUUUCUUGGCUUGUUAUCUACCCAAACUGGUCAGAUUGGUGAUAAGGAACAGACGGACGGAAGUACCUUCAACUACUGAGUUGACUCUUCCUCUGGCAACUCCUAUGGAUAUCACGCCUUCAGGCGAGGUGGAGCCACCCUCCACCUCCAUCCCCAGCCCCACCUCCUCCGCCACUUCCAUCGCGAUCCCUGCCACCACUCAUGGUGGACGUCGCAGGCAGCCAAACGUAGUGGAGCGCAAGUUCAACCUCGACUUUCUCACCAGUCCCCGUCACAAGGUGAGCCAGACGGAAGUACCUUCAACUACUGAGUUGACUCUUCCUCUGGCAACUCCUAUGGAUAUCACGCCUUCAGGCGAGGUGGAGCCACCCUCCACCUCCAUCCCCAGCCCCACCUCCUCCGCCACUUCCAUCGCGAUCCCUGCCACCACUCAUGGUGGACGUCGCAGGCAGCCAAACGUAGUGGAGCGCAAGUUCAACCUCGACUUUCUCACCAGUCCCCGUCACAAGACUACGUCUUUUCAGUACUCUCACUCCAUGUGA